Zingiber officinale is the source of this 2412-nucleotide messenger RNA. Its product is annotated as subtilisin-like protease. The record is from RefSeq and is a predicted model, not a curated record. The transcript has a single exon. Gene Ontology annotation, molecular function: serine-type endopeptidase activity. Bases 10 to 2232 code for a protein of 740 amino acids. Lineage: Eukaryota; Viridiplantae; Streptophyta; Magnoliopsida; Zingiberales; Zingiberaceae. Gene Ontology annotation, biological process: proteolysis.
UCUCCAUUAAUGGAGAUCCUCAAAGCUUCUUCCUUCCUCUGCCUAAUUGCUCUAUUCCACCACCUCUUGUCCCAUCCAUAUCCCACGAAUGCUGCUUCUCCACGAAGUACCUACAUCAUUCACGUUCGGCUGCCGACCACCGUCGGCGCCUCCUUCGACCGCCAAAGCUGGUACAAGUCGUUCGUCACUGCAGUCACUUCGGAGUCGCAUUUGCUCUACUCUUACACCAACGUCAUGAGCGGUUUUGCUGCUCGGCUGACGGAAUCCGAGCUGGCCCUCAUGUCUCUCCUCCCUGGGUUCGUCGGCGCCCAUUGGGACCCCAAAUAUCAGUUGCUCACCACCCACACCCCUGACUUCCUCGGUUUGAACCUCCGCAAUGGCAUCUGGAACCAGUCCAACUACGGCAAGGGCAUCAUCGUCGGCCUUCUAGACACCGGCAUCUUCCCCGAUCACCCUUCCUUCAGAGACGCCGGUAUGCCGUCGCCCCCUGCCAAGUGGAAAGGCAGUUGUGAUUUCAAUGUGUCGAGUUGCAACAAUAAGCUCAUCGGCGCGCGAACAUUCCUUGCCGGUUCGUCCUCUGCACCCCCGAUCGACGAAGAGGGUCAUGGCACCCACACUGCCAGCACGGCCGCUGGCGCGUUCGUGUCGGGUGCUCAGGUACUCGGGAACGCUCUCGGAACAGCCGCAGGGAUAGCGCCCAUGGCUCACAUUGCCAUGUACAAAGUUUGCGGACCCGAAGACUGCUCAGGCAGCGAUAUAUUGGCCGCAAUGGAUGCCGCCGUGUCCGACGGAGUCGAUGUGCUCUCGCUUUCCCUCGGCGGAGCUUCUCUGCCUUUCUACGCGGACCCAAUUGCGGUGGGAGCCUACGGAGCCAUCGAGAAAGGAGUGUUUGUGAGCUGCGCUGGAGGCAACUCUGGCCCUUCGCCGAGCACACUAUCGAACGAGGCACCCUGGAUCCUAACCGUCGCGGCGAGCACCAUGGACCGGAGCAUAAGAGUCACCGUAAGUCUCGGAAACGGAAAAAUCUUCGACGGCGAGUCUCUGUACCAGCCGCAGGUGUACACCCCCACGCAAUAUCCUCUGGUGUACGCCGGCGCCCUAGGCACGACGGACGCAGCCUUCUGCGGCAACGGCUCAUUGGACGGCGUCGACGUGAAGGGAAAAAUCGUCCUCUGCGACCGCGGCGGCGGCAUUGCGAGGAUCGAGAAGGGCGCCACCGUGCAAAGCGCUGGGGGCGUUGGCAUGAUCCUGGCCAACCAAGAGCCAGACGGUUACAGCACACUCGCCGACGCUCACUUCCUCCCGGCGUCACACGUGGGUUUCGUCGACGGAGACCAGAUCAAAGCUUACAUCAACUCUACCGCCAAUCCCGCCGCCGGUUUCAGCUUCAAGGGCACAGUAGUUGGCACCUCACCGGCGCCUGCUAUCACGUCUUUCUCAUCGAGAGGUCCCAAUGCUGCAAGCCCAGGGAUUCUAAAGCCCGACGUCACCGGCCCCGGCGUGAGCGUCUUGGCCGCGUGGCCGUUCGCCGUUGGACCACCGUCGUCAAACGCCACAGAGGUGAACUUCAACAUCAUUUCGGGGACUUCCAUGUCCACCCCUCAUCUCAGCGGGAUCGCCGCCCUCAUCAAGGCUGCUCACCCGGAUUGGUCGCCAGCAGCCAUCAAGUCGGCCAUCAUGACGACCGCCACUGUUUUCGACCGGAAUGGAUCUCCGAUAUCGAACGAACAGCACCGCCCAGCCGAUCUAUUCGCGUUGGGAGCCGGCCAUGUUGACCCAGUGCGAGCCACCAAUCCUGGCCUUGUCUACGACCUCUCCGCAGAUGACUACAUCGGCUAUCUCUGCGGCUUGGGUUAUUCCAGCGUGGAGGUGACGAUGAUCGCCCGGAGGCCGGUGGUUUGCAAGCUUGUCGCUGGCAUUGCCGAAAAGGACUUGAACUAUCCUUCGAUCUCGGUGGUUCUCGGCGGCAACGGAACUAAUUACGUGACGGUGCAGAGGAAGGUGAAGAACGUGGGCUCGGCGGCCUCCAGCUACAUGGCCAUGGUGGCUGCUCCCCAAGGAGUGGAAGUUCGAGUGACGCCGAGUGUGUUACAUUUCAAGACUGUGGGCCAAGAGAUGGAGUUCCAAGUGGAGUUCAGCAACGUGGGUGGCACAGGAAAUGGAGGCUACCUGAAGUGGGUCUCGAGCAAGUACGUGGUGACCAGUCCCAUAUCGGUGACAUACCACAACUAGUUUAACUCAGACGACGAGGGUUGGUUGGUUAUCAAUAAAAUCCGAGCCAUUCAACCUGUCAGUGUUAAAGCAAUUCAGAUGCUUUUAUUUCUUCUUGAAUUUUGUCUGAGAUGACGCAAAUGCUAGUCUGCCCUAUUUUCUGUUAUAAGAUUUGUUCGUGAGCUCAUCUAUUGGUCUCGA